This is a messenger RNA of Camponotus floridanus (Florida carpenter ant), 669 nucleotides long. RefSeq names its product neuropeptide-like protein 32. NCBI's taxonomy places the organism in Eukaryota, Metazoa, Arthropoda, Insecta, Hymenoptera, Formicidae. The record is from RefSeq and is a predicted model, not a curated record. The transcript is spliced from 3 exons. The coding region runs from base 115 to 459 and encodes 114 amino acids.
CGACCUGCGAAACCACAGGCUGCUGAUGACACACGUGCAAAGACGCACGUGUGGAUCCGUGCGUCUUGAAAACACACUGGGACGAUCGCAUAUAUAAGGCCUGCUCUACUCGAAAUGGAAUCAGUCCCCGAUAUGUUGCGACCUAUGCAUUUCGUAUUCCUUUUCGCAGCGUUCGCUUUUCUUGCGUUCGCCGCUGCUGCGGAAAAAGAGGAAGCAAAACCGCUAUACGUUCAGAGUGAGAUCGAACCACAGAGUGAGAUCGAACCACAGCCAGAUACCAAUGAUUUGGAAGCAGAUGCCUCGUACUGGGGAUACGGACGACCAUGGCGAUACGGUGGUUGGGGAUAUGGAAGAGGAUAUGGUUGGGGUGGCUGGAGAGGAGGAUAUGGCGGAUGGGGCGGCCGAGGCUAUUGGGGUGGAGGAAGAGGUUGGGGAGGUGGCUGGGGAUACUGGGGUUAAUUUUGUUCCCCAGGUUUUUUGUAUUAAAUGAUAUGUGUAUAAUAUUUUAUCGCCGUCAAUAUAUUUCUUGGUCUUUUGCAUUAUUAUUCGACUUCUUUAAAAUACAAAUACAAAUACAACUUCAUUAGUUGUACAAGUGUUUAAUUGAAGUCUUCAUCAUGUAAGUAUUCCAUUGAAGUCUUCAGCGUAAAAAAAUAAAUGAUAUAUGAA